Messenger RNA from Rhizopus microsporus ATCC 52813, 804 nucleotides. RefSeq lists its product as uncharacterized. The transcript has a single exon. Bases 1 to 804 code for a protein of 267 amino acids. NCBI's taxonomy places the organism in Eukaryota, Fungi, Mucoromycota, Mucoromycetes, Mucorales, Rhizopodaceae. The record is from RefSeq and is a predicted model, not a curated record.
AUGUCGGACCUUCAUCAGCCCAAUGCUCCUACAUUCCGUCGAAGUGACACAACAUCAUCAACCAUUGAUUUUAUUUUCUUAUCAUCAUCUCUUUCAUUGUCCUUUGCGAACGCAGUCAUCGAAUAUAUAAAUCAAGAAUGGACUGACCAUGCACUGUUACACGUGGAGCCCCACUUGGAAACGAAGACGUCGAAUGAUCCUGGUAUUUGGCGAGCUAAUCCAAUAUUUUUACAAAAGGAGGAUUUCUGCAAUCAGUUGCACUCUCGCUUAUCUUCCUACUAUUAUCGAUGCUUACAGUCAUCUCAGUUACCUCCCUCAGAACAAUGGGAUAUGGUCAAAGAAGAGGUUAAAAAGUUUACUAGGAAGUAUGGACGUAAACAUACCAGCUGGAGGAAAAAGCAAUUACAAGCUUUACAGUCUAAACGUCAACGCAUUCUUCGAGGUAACCUCCCAUACAGUGCAUUGCAAGAGCAUUUACCUAGGGUCAAGGCUCAAAUCAAGAAUUUACAGAAGGAGCUUACUGACUUAGCCGUCCUCAAAGCUGAACAGAUUUGGCGCGAACGUGGUGAAAUAGAUGCCGGUUACCUAAAGCAUUCGAUUUCUCAGCGCCGUCGCCAGCGUCGAAUUCCACAUCUGAUCCACCCUUCCUCCGGCGAUCUUUGCUCUUCCCCAGAGCAGAUGAUAUCUGCGGCAGAAACCUUCUAUCAGGAUUUGUAUUCUCCGGAGCCCACUGACCUUCGAGCGUUGAAUUUCAUGCGGUCUCAAAUCCCAGAAGAUCUACAUUUAUCUUCAGAAGACAGUUAA